AUGACAUUUAGGAACAAUUUAAGCUUCACGGAGAUUGCAAUCGUUUGUGUUCUGAGCAUGUUAACUGUUCUCACAAUAGCCGGGAACUUUCUUGUUAUGUUUGCCAUAUUUGUGAAAACAAAACUUCGUCAGAAUGUGACCAAUUGUUUCAUUGCAUCUUUGGCUGCUGCAGAUCUGUUAUUGGGCACAGUGGUCAUGCCGUUCGCUAUCAUCGAGUAUCAUAAUUCGGCAGAAAUGAACUACUUGACAGAAGAACAACGGAACAGCUAUGUGGCUUGGCCAUACGGCCAGGAUUGGUGUGAUUUGUGGCACGCAUUCGAUGUUCUGAGUUCGACAGCGUCCAUUCUGAAUUUGUGUAUCAUAUCUGUGGAACGAUAUAUCGCCAUCUCGGACCCAUUCAACUAUCACACACGAAUGACGCAUUCCCGUGCUCUCAUUAUGAUCGCCAUAGCAUGGAUCUGUUCAGCACUGAUUUCCUUUCCGGCCAUCGUUUGGUGGCGCAAUUCUAGCGCAAACUAUCAAAGUGUUCUUCAGCCCAACCCCCUGAACGGCACUCUAAUCACAGAGUGCACGUUCCCUGUGGAUCAGCUAUACCUGUUUCUAUCAUCUUGUGUGUCGUUCCACAUCCCCCUAAUUGUUAUGGUAUUUGUGUACUGGAAAAUCUAUCGUACCGCAACCAGAGUAAUGCAAGGAUUAACACGGGGAACCGCAGUUGUAGACGGUUCGGUUGACGGGGAACGCCUAGUGCUACGUGUGCACAGAGGGGGUAGCAAUAAAAAUCAUCCAUCACCUUGUCAGCUUUCUGCUGCCGGAGCUCCCUCGGACACAAUAUAUAUGAAUGAACAAUUCGGUCUGGCCAGUCAUUCCCCAUGUGACAGCGAGGCAUCUUCACCGGUGGUACCCUUGAACGUACAUCCGAUAGAAAUGAAUGAAGCGUUGGAGCGUACGAGUCGUAGGCCAGAUGAGGAACGUCAUGUGAGAUUUGCCCGGAAUCCGGUAGCCUUAAACCGUUUCUCGGUUGCUGAUCGAUGCUGUCCACCCUGUCGUAAAUGUGUUUGUUGCGGUUUCGCGUUUACUGCUCGUUUCAAUCAUACCAACGGACAGAAUGAACAUUUGGGGGACUUGCAUGAUCCGGAUGAGAACGCAUCCGCCCAAUCGGAUCGGAAAAAACGUUCGUUUAACUUGAAAAAGCGAUUGAAACGUUUUUCGCAAGAGCAACGCGCAGCCAAAACGCUGGGCGUAAUUAUGGGCACGUUUAUCUGUUGCUGGUUACCAUUCUUCAUUUACAAUACAAUCAAAAGCAUCAGUCCAUCACUGAUUAAGGAACAUGAUUAUAUCAUAUUCCCGUUGGUCACCUGGCUGGGAUUCGUGAACUCCAGCAUCAACCCGUUUAUUUACGCGUUCUCCUUACGCGACAUCAAACGCGUUUUUCGUGAAACUCUCUGUCAGUUGUGUUCUCACGGAAAGCGUGAAUCUGUUCUUCCCGGAUAUUGCCUGGCAUCUACCACUUCCGUCGGACGUCAAAUCACCGGGCAAACAGCUUGA
Molecule: messenger RNA, 1545 nt
Organism: Echinostoma caproni
Lineage: Eukaryota; Metazoa; Platyhelminthes; Trematoda; Plagiorchiida; Echinostomatidae
Source: the annotation of a GenBank genome assembly